UGUCUCGCUUUGAUAUGCAACCGUUUUGAGUCGCUUCUCGAUAUGCGACCAAACAAUAAGUUGUUUUUAUUCUAGAGCGUUCAAUUAAAAAUGUUUUUUUUUUUAAUUGUAGGUCCGAUCAUCACGAGAGACAAAAGGUUUCUCGGUAUACAUUCAUUGUCAAUUCCUUCCCACCGACUUCCCGAAGUUGGUGUUUUGAUUCCUGCAUACCGUGCUUGGAUUGCAAAUCCUUGGGAAUUAAAAACACAAGCAACUGCUGAUGGCAAAUUAAUUUAUAAUAUUCAAGUUCAUAAGUUCAUGGUUGCUUUACAAUAUACGAAGGGUUAUUCUGAUGUUCGGCAUACAUGUGGUGCUACAAUCAUCUCAAACUCCAAAAUAUUAACAUCCGCCAGAUGUGUAUAUGGCACUCGUUCGAUAACCUUGUUGCUAGCAACUAUAAAUUCCGAUGAGCCCUAUUACUCAAUCAAUGUCAGUGAUGAACAAGUCUUCGUUCAUCCAGAUUAUGACGAAGAUACUUUUGCAAAUAAUAUAGCGGUGCUUGAAAUACCAUUAAAAUUCAGUUCAAAAGUAGGUAAAAUUGAUAUGAUCGAGAAAACUUCAUUGGCAAGCAUAAAGCCAUGCGCUGACGUACUUAUGUAUGGAUACAUGGAAUCUAACAGCCCCAAUCGAACUUAUACAGAAACUCAUUUACGUUCAAUUGACACAAAACUUGCCAAUUUUAGCGUAUGUCAAGAUAUAUACUCUGGAUAUGUUAAUUUAGAUAAAGAAAAACAAUUCUGUUUGCAAUCUGUUGAACAGUGUUCCGGAGGUCCGAUUUUAACAAAAUCCAAAAAACUUCUCGGCAUCAUUUCACAUUCAACGAAUGGAUUGCCUGAUGUCGGCACUUCAGUUGUUGGACAUCGGAAAUUCAUCAACAACCCAAGGAACUUUCGUCCAGGCAGCACCGCAGGUGGGUCAGGAGGACAAACAAGUGUCCCGAGUAGACAGACAAGCAGAUCAAGUGGAUCAAAUGUACCGAGCAGCUCGGGCAGUCAAACAACAGAAAACGAGUUGGUUCGGAAAAUUGAAGACAAUAAGUACACGGCGGCACUCUUGUACAAAGAUGAUAUUAACGGUGACCGUUAUUUGUGUAGUGCGACAAUCAUAACAAAUUACAAAGUAUUGGCCGCGGCCCAUUGCUUGCAUAACAAAUAUUCAGUGACUUUAGAACUUGGUACACUCGAUACAGAUAUACAGUAUUCCACCGUGAAUGUUAGCACACAAGAAAUAUUUGUGCAUCCUCAAUAUAGCGCAGAUCCAAUUUAUGUCAACGACAUCGCUGUAAUUUUACUGAAGAAAGCGUUGAAGUUUGAUUCAAAGAUUGGCAAAAUUGAUAUGGUCGAUAAAAAGUACGUAAUCGAUACGGACGAUAAAGUGACGUUAUUAGGUCAUUCCAAAGGUUAUUUACGAUAUUUUAAUUCCACGAUUGCCGGUUUUGUCGGGUGUCGCCGUUCAUAUUGGGAAAAGAACAAUGAUAACCCAUGGUUGGAAGAAGAUCGACAAUUUUGUGUUACAGUACAUGAUGGAGAAGAAAAUAUUGGAACUGGGUAUUCGGGUGGGCCCGUUGUAACCGCCGGAGGAAAAUUAAUUGGGAUAUUUAGUUACGAUUUCAAUUCGCUGCCCGAAGUGUGUACUUCAGUUAUUGGACACCGCUCAUUCAUUGACGAUCCAAAAGGAUUUUGUGUGAGUGAUACUGAAACAGGUAGAUCAAAUAUACAAACGGGAGUUUCAAGCAGACCAACGGGUGGAUCGAGCGGCAGUUCAAGUGGCGGUUCGUCAGUCACACAGGCUUCGAACUCAAAGUUGGUGGAUAAAAUUGAAGAUUAUAAGUUUGUAGCGGCGAUAAUAUCCACAAAAAGUGGUUCGGGUAGUCGAAUUGUUUGCGGUGCGACCGUAGUAUCGAGCUUUAAAGUGAUGACUGCUGCCUCUUGCGUCAUAGAUACAGAAGCAGUUGCUUUGAUAGCUGGUGCCUUAAAUUCAGAAGAACCCCAUCAAACGGUGAACAUCACUGGGAAAGAAAUCAUCAUUCACCCAGGACACAAGGGAAUAGCAAUGAUCCAAUUAAAAUCAUCUUUAAAGUUUGGCACCAAAAUUGGUAAAAUUGAUCUGGUUAACGUUGAUUAUAAACCAAAAGAUGCAGAAGAUGUCAACAUUUUUGGUUAUUUGGACAAUCGAUUACAUUUUAUCAAUACAACAAUUCAUGAUUUUGUCGCAUCAAGAAACAACGAUGAUCCGAAGGAGGAUUCACAAUUUUAUAUUAGUUCCAGCACCACUGAUAAUAGACAAAAUAGACAAUAUGCUGGAGGUCCGGUUACAACCAAUGGAAAGGUGAAAAAACUUAUUGGUAUAAUGUCAUAUGGCAGCGAUGGGUUGCAGCCAGUUUGUACCUUAAUCGAAGCUUCGAAAUAUCGUGAAUUCAUUUUGAAUCCCAGAAUCUAUGCAAUGAAAUAUCGACAGAAGAAUUAAAUCUUUAUUUUCACACAAUGAAAAAAAUAUAAUAAAUUUCAAAAAAAAGUUGUUUAUUUUAA
This is a messenger RNA of Contarinia nasturtii (swede midge), 2567 nucleotides long. RefSeq lists its product as uncharacterized. The coding region runs from base 91 to 2505 and encodes 804 amino acids. The record is from RefSeq and is a predicted model, not a curated record. NCBI's taxonomy places the organism in Eukaryota, Metazoa, Arthropoda, Insecta, Diptera, Cecidomyiidae. The transcript is spliced from 12 exons. Gene Ontology annotation, molecular function: serine-type endopeptidase activity. Gene Ontology annotation, biological process: proteolysis.